This is a messenger RNA of Schistocerca serialis cubense, 1272 nucleotides long. RefSeq names its product vascular endothelial growth factor A-like. Gene Ontology annotation, biological process: positive regulation of protein autophosphorylation; positive regulation of cell population proliferation. The transcript has 7 exons. Gene Ontology annotation, molecular function: growth factor activity; growth factor receptor binding. Gene Ontology annotation, cellular component: membrane. Lineage: Eukaryota; Metazoa; Arthropoda; Insecta; Orthoptera; Acrididae. The record is from RefSeq and is a predicted model, not a curated record. Bases 17 to 880 code for a protein of 287 amino acids.
CAGUCGGCCGGUGAGGAUGGUGUCAGCUGCGUGGAGGGGAGCGUUCUGCGCGGCGACGGCGCUGCUACUGCUGCUGCAGGUGGUGGGCGCGGCAGAGUUCGCUAGGCAGGGCUACAGCAGGCGACGGGGCAUCAAGAUACCGCGCAUCACCACCACGUCGACGACGAGCACCCAGGCUCCAAAACACCCGCCAAUGCAGAUACCAUUAGACAUCAUCAUGAGACUGAGCGAAAUUGAAAACAUCACAGACUUCCUCGAGAAUUUCGUCGACAGGAACUCUGUUUCACAAGAUGACUUUCUUGCAAGUCGAUUUGGUGAAACUGAUGAACGAAAGGCAAUCCAGCAUGCUAAACUAGCAGUCUGCAAACCUGAGCUCCAGACAGUGCGACUAUAUCCGAAUGACAAUCCACUUGAGGUGGCUUACCCAUCAUGCACACGGAUCGAAAGAUGUGGAGGGUGUUGUGGACACAGCUUACUCAGCUGUCAACCAACGGACAGCGAAAUAGUAAAUUUUCAGGUCUACAUUACAGAAUACAGAGGUGGAGACCUGCUACAGCAGCAACGUAAAGAAGUUGUUUCUGUGGAACGGCACCUUAAAUGCAAGUGCAGCUGUAUAAUUAAAGAGGAGGACUGCAACAAAUUACAGAAAUAUGUACCCAAUGAAUGUGCCUGUACAUGCCAAAAUACAGAUGAGGAAGAAAAAUGUACAAAUCAGCAGAAUAUCAAACUGUGGGAUCCGCAUGAAUGCUCGUGCAAAUGUAGAAAUACUAGGGAAUGUACCACAGGAUUCUUUUUUGAUCCUGACUCCUGCAGCUGCCAACCAACAAACCGAUGGCGAACACCUGGAGUUGAGUUCCCUGGUUCAAGUAUCAUUUGGUGAUAAUCAACAGGAAAACAUUCCAGUGUAAUUAAAAGACCAAGGGAAACUGUUGCAGUAAGCAUGAAUUAACAAUAUCAUAAAAGACCAAAGAGACAAAUCCUCAUUUGCAGCUUAGACUGACUGUAUAAAUUAUUCCUUCUUGUUCUAAUGAAUAAGAACUGUGAGAAACAUAGAAUACAGUUACAGAGGAGAGAAAUGUUGAACUGUGACAUUAGCAAAUGCUACUCUAUACACUGCAAGGUUAAAUUUCAGCUGUACAUAACUUGAGUGCGUGUAAUGUGAGUUAACUCACAAAAAUAUGUAAUGCAAUUUCAUAUGUAUUUAUUUUGUAAAUACUUGUUAAUGUAUUAAACUAGAGGUUAUAAUAAUGUUGAAAUAAAACAUUGUAGGUG